Marmota monax (woodchuck) is the source of this 2117-nucleotide messenger RNA. RefSeq names its product CD2-associated protein-like. The transcript is spliced from 2 exons. Gene Ontology annotation, molecular function: protein binding. Bases 1 to 1992 code for a protein of 663 amino acids. NCBI's taxonomy places the organism in Eukaryota, Metazoa, Chordata, Mammalia, Rodentia, Sciuridae. The record is from RefSeq and is a predicted model, not a curated record.
AUGGCUUUGAAUGCUGCUCUACUGCCCCGGCAGAGAGUUCCUGGAGUUCACUCAAGAAAUUCGGCACCUGCCCUGGAGAACUUUGACUAUAUUGUGGAGUAUGAUUAUGAUGCUGUGCAUGAUGAUGAAUUAACUAUUCGAGUUGGGGAAAUCAUCAGAAAUGUGAAAAAACUACAGGAGGAAGGAUGGCUAGAAGGAGAACUAAAUUGGAGAAGAGGAAUGUUUCCUGAUAAUUUUGUUAAGGAAAUUAAACGAGACACAGAUUCCAAGGAUGACAAUUUGCCCAUCAAACGGGAAAGGCAUGGAAAUGUAGCAAGUCUUGUGCAACGAAUAAGUACCUAUGGACUUCCAGCCGGAGGAAUUCAGCCACAUCCACAAACCAAAAACAUCAAGAAGAAGACCAAGAAAAGGCAGUGUAAAGUUCUUUUUGAGUACAUUCCACAAAAUGAGGAUGAACUGGAGCUGAAAGUGGGAGAUAUUAUUGAUAUUAAUGAAGAGGUAGAAGAAGGUUGGUGGAGUGGAACCCUGAACAACAAGUUGGGACUGUUUCCCUCAAACUUUGUGAAAGAAUUUGAAGUGACAGAUGAUGGUGAAACUCAUGAAACUCAAGAGGAUUCAGAAACUGUUUUGCCUGGGCCUACCUCACCCUUACCCUCUCCAGGGAAUGGGAAUGAAACUGCAUCUGGAUCAAUUGCUCAGCCAAAGAAAAUUCGAGGAAUUGGAUUUGGAGAUAUUUUUAAAGAAGGCUCCAUGAAACUUAGGACAAGAAUAUCCAGUAGUGAAACAGAAGAGAAAAAAACAGAAAAGCCCUUAACCAUACAGUCGAUAGGAUCCAAAACAAGUGUGGAGAUAACAAAAACAGAAACUGAAGGUAAAAUUAAAGCUAAAGAAUACUGUAGAACAUUAUUUGCCUAUGAAGGUACCAAUGAAGACGAACUUUCUUUUAAAGAAGGGGAAAUAAUCCAUUUGAUAAGUAAGGAGACUGGAGAAGCUGGGUGGUGGAAGGGUGAACUUAAUGGUAAAGAAGGAGUAUUUCCAGACAAUUUUGCUGUUCAGAUAAAUGAACUGGAUAAGGACUUUCCAAAACCAAAGAAACCACCACCUCCUGCUAAGGGUCCAGCUCCAAAGCCUGAUCUCUUAGCUACAGAGAAGAAGUUUUUUCCUAUGAAGCCCGAAGAAAAAGAUGAAAAAACACUGGAACAGAAACCUUCUAAACCAGCUGCUCCACAGGUCCCACCCAAGAAGCCUACUCCACCCACCAAAGCCAAUAAUUUAUUAAGAUCUCCUGGAACAGUUUACCCAAAGCGACCUGAAAAACCAGUUCCCCCACCACCUCCUGUAGCCAAGAUCAAUGGAGAAGUUUCUACUGUUUCAUCAAAAUUUGAAACUGAGCCAGUAUCCAAACCAAAGCCCAAAUCCGAACAGUUACCACCUAGACCAAAAUCAGUGGACCUUGAUUCAUUUAUAGCAAGAAGUUCUAAAGAAACAGAUGUUGUAAAUUUUGAUGACAUAGCUUCCUCAGAAAACUUGUUACAUCUCACUGCAAAUAGACCGAAGAUGCCUGGAAGAAGACUGCCUGGUCGCUUCAAUGGUGGACAUUCUCCAACUCAAAGCCCAGAAAAAACUUCGAAGUUAUCAAAAGAAGAAGAUAGUGCCAACCUAAAGCCAUCUGAAUUUAAAAAGGAUACAUGCUAUGUUCCAAAGCCAUCUGUCUACCUUUCAACACCUUCAAAUACUUCUAAAGCAAAUACAUCUGCCUUCCUAACUCCAUUAGAAAUAAAAUCUAAAGUAGAAACAGAUGAUGGCAAAAAAAAUUCCCUAGAUGAACUUCGCGCCCAGAUUAUUGAAUUGCUGUGUAGUGUAGAAGCACUGAAAAAGGAUCAUGGGAAAGAACUGGAAAAACUGAGAAAAGAUUUGGAAGAAGAGAAGGCCUUGAGAAGUAAUCUAGAGAUGGAAAUAGAGAAACUGAAAAAAGCUGUCCUGUCUUUUUGAAGUGUUCCAGGGAUUCAGAUGCAACAAUAUGAACUUCCAUCGACUUGUUACUUAAAAACAACAAACACUGAUGUUGUGAUAAUGAAAUAUGAGUAUAUGAACUAUAUUAUCUAUUAAAAGUUAGG